Molecule: messenger RNA, 1143 nt
Organism: Saprolegnia diclina VS20
Lineage: Eukaryota; Oomycota; Saprolegniomycetes; Saprolegniales; Saprolegniaceae
Exons: 2
Coding region: 1-1143 (380 amino acids)
Source: RefSeq, a predicted model, not a curated record
AUGGAGGACGUGCUCGACGCCGACAUCUUGGACGUGUGCUUGGCCAACGACGACGAUAGCUUCUUCAACGACGUACUGCGCACGCUGCAGACCGGUGACGCCAAUGAGACGACGACCGAUGCGUCGUCGCCCGACCACGACGCGCCGGCGCCACGAACCAAGAAGCGGCAGCGGACGUCGCUACGGGACGAGAUCCUGCACCUUCGCGCCAAGCACGACGCGCUGACUGCGCAGCUCGAUGCGCUCGUGGCCAAAAGCGCGGCCGUAUCCACAGCGUCGUCGCCGUCCUUCUGGGCGGGUCGGGCCAAGAAUCAGGCGGUCGCUGCCCAGGAGACGCUGCAUGAAAACGCCCGUCUCCAAGAGCUCCUCCGCGACCAGCUCAGGACGAUUGCGACGCUUCAGCGCGCCUUUGCUCGCAAGCCAAAGCUCUGCGACUUUCCGUGUGUUGCGCCCUGGAAGAUGGCGUCGCUUGGCACCACCGGUCGGCGCGAGGCCAAGGCCAAGCUGCUCCAGCACCAACGCACGCAGCUCGAGACCGAGUGGAUUCGCCAUCGCCUUGACGAGUACCACGCGCGCUGCGACAGCGUGCAGACGCACUACGCGCAGUCGGUGGGCGACGCCUUGUACGUACACUUUGUGGAGUGCCACAGCUGGAGCUUGGACGUCGACGCGGUCGCCGGUGUCGUGUGGGGUCUCCUGACGCGGCAGCUGACCCGCGAGCCGCAGAUCUACGUGACGAGCGAGGCCGAGGUGGACGACGACAACACGACGUACUUUCGCUUUGCUGCGCGGAUCCUCGGGCCGUCGCUGCCGCUGGUCGAUGGCCGCCUCCUCGCCGGGCGCUUUGUCGAAGCCGACCGCGUCGUCUUUGUGACGCGCUCCAUUCUGGACGAUGCGCUGUACCCGACCGACCCGUCUCACUUUGUCGACAACCAAUGUGGCUGGAUUGUCGUCCAGCGCGUCGACGACGCGACGACGCGACUGACGUCGUACGCUCGGUUUACGCCCCCGAUGGUGUCACCUGACAGCACGAUCACCGACUUUUCGCCUGGCAUGUACACGGACUGCGUGCUGCAGCUCGUGGAAAAGUGCGGCGUCUCACUGCACGACAUGGUGCAGAGCGUUCUCGACGAUGCGCAGUAA